Molecule: messenger RNA, 2126 nt
Organism: Brassica rapa (field mustard)
Lineage: Eukaryota; Viridiplantae; Streptophyta; Magnoliopsida; Brassicales; Brassicaceae
Product: UDP-rhamnose/UDP-galactose transporter 6
Source: RefSeq, a predicted model, not a curated record
AUGCAUAAAUAAUAAAGUCUUUAAUAAUCUUGAUAUGGAUCCUAGGGAUACCCUUAAACUAGCAUAAACGGAAUCUAGACUCUGGGUUGACACAUAAAUUUUGAACGAACAAAAGAAUAUUCCAGAGGUAGAGGCUAUGACUCUUCCGUCAAUUCUCGGAAAAUGGUGUUUCACGGAUGGUUCUUGGAAAGAGGACGAUAUUUUUUCGGGUCAAGGAUGGUACAAUACUUUAGAAGGAUUUGAGGGCUUGAUGGGUGUAAGGAAUGUACGGGCUACCGUCUCUCCUCUUCAUGCAGAGAUGAAAGCGCAACUACGGGCAAUAGAAUGCAUGAGAAAAUUUACGACAAUUUCAGGUUACGUUUGCAACAGAUUGUUCUCAGUUGGUGAAGAUGAUUUCAAAACCAGAAGAAUGACUAGCGUUUGCAAGUUAUUUGGAAGAUAUAAAGAGUCUGAAAGAGAGUUUUCUCUGAGCAGAGAUUAUCUAUGUACCAAAAACGCAUAAUAAAAAAGCGGAUAAGUUAACACGCAGUGUUAGUAAAGAAAUAUUUUUUGUAGUUCACAUGGAUCAAGAUUUUCCGGUGUAGUUCACGAAGUCAAUACGCAGUUGUAAAGUUGUCCACGCAAAAAAAAACAUUAAAAUUUAAAAGAAGGAAAUUUAGUUGCUGCUGAAGCUGACUGGUACUAACUAGUCUGGCUCCACGAGCGUUACGCUUCACAACCAACCCCUUCCCGAUUACUCUUUUUUUGCUUUAUUAAAAAAUUGUGUAGCCCAUCACUGGCCACUCUCCCUUGCCGUCGACGGCUCCGGUGCUCUACUCCGAUCACGUCUGCCUCUUUCAUGUCGGAUUGCUCUCCUGAAACUUGAGCUUAGCGGAAAGUGAAAGUGAGUCUCUGGAGGAUGGGAGAUUGAACAAGAGAUUUGCGGAUUCGAGGAAGAGAGAAAGAGAGAAAGUUUUAUUUAAAAAAUGGCACCUGUUAGUAAAGCAGAUAAGAAAGUAGCAGUAGAUGCUGCUGCCUGGAUGUUCAAUGUCGUCACUUCUGUUGGUAUCAUCAUUGUCAAUAAAGCUUUAAUGGCCACUUAUGGUUAUAGCUUUGCUACAACCUUAACCGGUUUACAUUUCGCUUUUACAACUCUCAUGACCAUUGUUCUCAGAUGUCUUGGUUACAUUCACCCCUCUCAUCUUCCCUUUCCCGAGCUUCUGAGGUUUAUUCUCUUUGCAAACUUCUCCAUCGUUGGAAUGAACGUCAGUCUUAUGUGGAACUCUGUCGGUUUUUAUCAGAUUGCAAAGCUCAGCAUGAUUCCUGUAUCCUGCUUGUUGGAAAUGGUGUUAGAUAAGAUCCGUUAUUCCAGAGACACAAAGCUUAGCAUAGGAUUGGUUCUUGUGGGUGUUGGUGUUUGCACUGUCACUGACGUUAGUGUGAAUAGCAAAGGCUUCCUAGCCGCUUUUGUUGCUGUGUGGAGUACUUCUCUGCAACAAUACUAUGUACAUUACCUUCAGCGCAAGUACUCGCUUAGCUCAUUCAACCUUUUGGGACAUACCGCUCCAGCCCAAGCCGCAACAUUGCUGGUUGUUGGUCCGUUUCUUGAUUAUUGGCUCACAGAAAAAAGAGUUGACAUGUACGACUACAACUUGGUCUCUGUGCUGUUUAUAACCCUAUCGUGCACAAUAGCGAUUGGGACCAACCUAAGUCAGUUCAUCUGCAUCGGGAGAUUCACAGCGGUAUCGUUCCAAGUCCUGGGACACAUGAAGACGAUCCUGGUGCUCGUAAUGGGAUUCUUCUUCUUUGGUAGAGAAGGUCUAAACUUGCACGUGGUCAUUGGAAUGAUCAUUGCAGUACUUGGUAUGAUCUGGUACGGCAAUGCCUCUUCUAAGCCAGGUGGGAAAGAGCGACGAAGCUAUUCUCUUCCAACGACCCGUCAACAGAAACUUGGAGCUGCUUCUGAUUCUGACGACAACGAAGGCACAGCCUAGCACUAGUAGUAAAUGUUCACGACCAUCACAUAGUAUACAUCUUUGUUUUUGAGCUCUGUUUUCUCUAGCACACAAUUAACAAACAAAAAGAUUUUUAAUACAGAUGAUUGAGAUUUUUUUUUUAAUCAAAUCUGGGCACCGUUCUUCUUCCUA